GCGGGUGGCUGGUGGUGAUUGGAUGGCUGCUGGCCGCGGGGCGGAAUGCGGGAUGUCUGAUUUUGGGCGGGAAUUGAAACCGCCGCGGCGGACCCGAAGAACCUGAGAGCCGCGGGGUUUCCAGCGUUGAGAGCGACCAUGGUGCGGCCUGUGAGACAUAAGAAACCAGUCAAUUACUCACAGUUUGAGGACUCAGACAGUGAUGAUGAUUUUGUUUCGGCAACUAUACCUUUAAACAAGAAAUCCAGAACAACACCAAAGGAGUUAAAACAAGAUAAACCAAAAUCUAACUUGAAGAAUGUCCAGAAACAAGACAUCCCACUCCAAGAGAAAACCCCUAAAAAAAGGAUGGCUUUAGAUGAUAAGCUGUACCAGAGAGACUUAGAAGUUGCACUAGCCUUAUCAGUGAAGGAACAUCCGACAGUCACCACUGGAGUGCGGACGUCUCCAGACAAAAGCAUUGAAAAAUAUGGCAGUAGUGAAACAGAAACAAUGAAAAAGUCUCCUCAUCUCUCUAAUUGCAGUGUGACCAGUGAUUAUUUAGAUUUGGAUAAGAUCACGGAGGAAGAUGGUGUUUGUGGGGCUAACAGGAAGCGGAGGGCAGCAUCCAAAGCUCAGCUGCAGCAGAGGAAGACUUCUCGGGAAGGAAGUGAUGGCAACAGUGCUGAUGACACUGACCCAGACUUUGCAACCAGUGAAGAUUCUGCAGAUGAUUCUGAUUAUGGAGAGAGUGACGAUAAUGAUGAAGACUUCACUAUGAGAAAAAGUAAAGUUAAAGAAAUUAAAAAGAAAGAAGUGAAGGUAAAAUCCCCAGUAGAAAAGAAAGAGAAGAACUCUAAAUCCAAAUGUAAUGCUUUGGUGACUUCAGUAGACUCUGCUGCAGCUGCUGUCAAAUCAGAACCUCAGCCCUCACCAAAGCAGGUUUCCCUGUCUUCAGAGGCCGCUAGGAAACCGUUACAGAUAUGCAGCCCUUCUGCUGAAAGCAAGAGGCCCAAGUGGGUCCCACCAGCGGCAUCUGGAAGUAGCAGCUCCAGGAGCAGCCCCCUAGCAGGAGCGACAGUUAAGUCUCCAAAUCAGAGUCUCCGCCUUGGCUUGUCCAGAUUAGCACGAGUUAAACCUUUGCAUCCAGGUGCCACUACUGGCUGAGUGUGGUGGCACAGGAAUGUGUGAUUGAGAGAAUCACAAUGUCUCAAGCAUGUUUCUGUUUGAUUUGUGUUUAUCCGCGUAUUUGAGGGGGACAUUGAAAUGUAUCGUGUCAUGUUGUAUAAAUGGACUCUACCCACUUGGUGAUUCUGUUCCCUGUGAAGCUAUUCAAGACUUCAGUAAAAGGUUUAUUUAUAUGGAUUAUCUUCUCAUGCGAUUUCCUUCUGAAGAGCGUGUUCUAUCUUCUUAUGCAUCAUAAGUCACAGUCAUCACCUGUUUGCCAGUGUGACAGGGAGGAAGUCCGUGUCACAUGCUGUUCUUGUUCUGUGCUGUUCUCUAGCCUUGUCUAGUUUCUGACACCUUAGCUUUAACUGUUCAGAGUUUUUAUCUGGCCGGGGGAAUCAUUUCCAUUUCUUUCAGGAGACAUUUCUGAAACCUUCCUAUUAAUAUUGCUACUUAAGCAAUAUUAACCGUCAGUUUUAUUGCAAAAAUGUUUCAUAUUUUACCCAAAUCAUUUUAUAGUAAGAAUUCAGAAUUAUUUUACAUAUCAAAGUGAUUUAAUAGUUAUGUCUCCUACUUGGAAAUAGAUGGUUAUUGUAUAGCAAACAGAAUUUAAUGACAUUUUAUGAAGUCUUCAUUAUCAAAAGCCUCUAAUAAAAGUGAAAAAGCUCUUUUCCCUAUUUCUUUUAUAUUUCUCUGAUUGUGUACGUUUCAUGAUAAGAUGAGAGCCUUGCAAGGAACAUUAACCUUGUAAGCAUAACCAGGGGAAGCAGUUUCGUAAUCACUGUGUGUUCAGCCAGUACUCUGGAGAACAGCUGUCCAGUACUCGGUCAUCCUGAGUAUUCUAUUAAAGAAUAUAGAUUCUCAGGAAACUCAGCUCUGAAUUUAUUGUGAAUAAAAGCAGUAAUGAGUGUUUUAUGGUAAGAAUGAUCACUUUUUAAUAAAAAUUUUCAAAUCAUGUUAACCACUUAAAGACAUUAAUACUUAGCUCUUGCUUUAUGGAAACAUUUGUCUUAA
Molecule: messenger RNA, 2160 nt
Organism: Lepus europaeus (European hare)
Lineage: Eukaryota; Metazoa; Chordata; Mammalia; Lagomorpha; Leporidae
Gene: RAD51AP1
Product: RAD51 associated protein 1
Exons: 9
Coding region: 139-1146 (335 amino acids)
Biological process (GO): interstrand cross-link repair; double-strand break repair via homologous recombination
Molecular function (GO): single-stranded DNA binding; double-stranded DNA binding
Source: RefSeq, a predicted model, not a curated record